Messenger RNA from Ipomoea nil (Japanese morning glory), 3838 nucleotides. Its product is annotated as glycine dehydrogenase (decarboxylating), mitochondrial. Gene Ontology annotation, cellular component: mitochondrion; apoplast; chloroplast envelope. The record is from RefSeq and is a predicted model, not a curated record. The transcript has 15 exons. Lineage: Eukaryota; Viridiplantae; Streptophyta; Magnoliopsida; Solanales; Convolvulaceae. Gene Ontology annotation, biological process: glycine decarboxylation via glycine cleavage system. The coding region runs from base 401 to 3616 and encodes 1071 amino acids. Gene Ontology annotation, molecular function: pyridoxal phosphate binding; glycine dehydrogenase (decarboxylating) activity; glycine binding.
UGUGGGUGUGUGAGAGAAUUGUGAGGUGAGGGAUUCCGAUAAGCCAGCAGUGAAAGAGAAUUUGCCACCCGAGUGGCCAAGAACAGAAUCUUCCAUUUCCUAAUAAUCCCAUCUUUUUUUUUGCGGCUCUCUUUCCAUUCUUCUCCAAUAUUUCCAUUCCAUCCACUUAUUCCCAAUCCAUUCCCACUCGUUCCCUUCCAUACAAAAAUACACGAAAUUUCAAAAAUUACCCAGAUUUUUUCACUGUCAUUUUCCACUCCCCUAGUGUACAGUGAAAAGCUUCAUGUAUAGUACUAUAUAUCUCUGUAUGGCCUUUAUGUAAACCGAGCAAAGCUCUUCUUCCUUUCAUCCUUUCCGGGUGAAUUCUGUAAAAGUCUUGGGUUUUCUUGAAUUUCCGGCAAUGGAGCGUGCUCGCAAGCUUGCUAACCGGGCGAUUCUGAGGCGGCUGGUUCACGAGGCCAAACAGCUUCGCGCGAACGAGACGCCGGCGGCGGCGUUGCACCGGCCGGCGAGGUACGUUUCCUCGUUAGCCCCGUGCGCCGCAAUGUACGAAAACCAGCGGAGGUACUCCGGCGCCGGAGCUGGGUUUCCGGCGAGCCAUCAGCAGAGGCGGUCCAUUUCCGUGGAGGCUUUGAAGCCGAGCGACACUUUCCCGCGGCGGCACAACUCGGCGACCCCGGAGGACCAGUCGAAGAUGGCGGAGUUUUGCGGCUUUCCAAGCCUGGACGCUCUGAUCGACGCCACCGUGCCUCAGUCCAUCCGUCUCGACUCCAUGAAGUUCCCCAAGUUUGACCAUGGCCUCACCGAGGCUCAGAUGAUUGAGCACAUGAAAAACUUGGCUUCCAAAAACAAGGUUUUCAAGUCCUACAUAGGAAUGGGGUACUACAACACCUUUGUCCCCCCAGUAAUCCUAAGAAACAUCAUGGAAAACCCCGGCUGGUACACCCAAUACACCCCAUACCAGGCCGAGAUCUCCCAGGGCCGCCUGGAAUCCCUGCUAAAUUUCCAGACCAUGAUUACAGACCUCACAGGUCUCCCCAUGUCCAACGCCUCUCUAUUAGACGAAGGCACCGCCGCAGCUGAGGCAAUGGCCAUGUGCAACAAUAUAUUCAAAGGGAAGAAGAAAACUUUCAUCAUAGCCAGCAACUGUCACCCCCAGACCAUUGAUAUCUGCAAAACCCGGGCCGAUGGGUUCGAGCUGAAAGUGGUGACGGCUGAUCUGAAAGACAUUGAUUACAAGAGUGGGGAUGUUUGCGGGGUGCUGGUUCAGUACCCCGGGACGGAGGGCGAGGUUUUGGACUAUGGGGAGUUCAUCAAGAACGCGCAUGCCCAUGGGGUGAAGGUGGUGAUGGCGUCUGAUUUGUUGGCUUUGACAAUGCUGAAGCCUCCGGGGGAAUUGGGGGCGGAUAUUGUGGUUGGGUCAGCUCAGAGGUUUGGGGUUCCCAUGGGGUAUGGAGGACCCCAUGCUGCCUUCUUGGCUACAUCACAAGAGUAUAAGAGAAUGAUGCCGGGAAGGAUUAUUGGGGUUAGUGUUGAUUCCUCUGGGAAGCCUGCUCUGCGUAUGGCAAUGCAGACUAGGGAGCAGCAUAUUCGUAGGGACAAAGCUACCAGCAACAUUUGCACUGCCCAGGCAUUGCUUGCCAAUAUGGCUGCCAUGUAUGCUGUUUAUCAUGGACCUGAAGGGCUUAAAACAAUUGCACAACGUGUUCAUGGUCUUGCUGGAACUUUGGCAUCUGGGCUGAAAAAGCUGGGGACAGUACAAGUACAGGAACUUCCCUUCUUUGACACUGUGAAGGUUAAGUGCACUGAUGCAAAAGCAAUUGCUGAAGCUGCAUACAAACAUGAGAUUAACUUGCGGGUUGUGGACAGCAAUACUGUAAGUCUGGUUAGGUGUACUUUAAAAGGUGCCUCCUGCUACUUAUAUUGUGAAGUAAUUAGACCUGCAUUUUCCUUUCAGAUCACCGUAUCGUUUGAUGAGACAACCACCUUAGAAGAUGUAGACAAACUAUUCAAAGUUUUUGCUGGUGGAAAGCCAGUGCCAUUCAGUGCUGAAUCCAUUGCAGCAGAAGUUCAAAACAAGAUCCCUACUGGGCUAGUAAGGGAGAGUCCAUUCUUAACUCACUCAAUAUUCAACAUGUACCACACCGAGCACGAGUUGCUUAGGUACCUUCAUAGACUGCAAGCAAAGGACUUAUCUCUGUGCCAUAGCAUGAUUCCUCUUGGAUCCUGUACUAUGAAGUUGAAUGCUACCACAGAGAUGAUGCCUGUCACAUGGCCUGGCUUUACAGAUAUUCACCCGUUUGUUCCCGUUGAACAGGCCGAAGGAUAUCAGGAAAUGUUCGACGAUUUGGGUGCCCUAUUGUGUACAAUUACAGGAUUUGAUUCCUUCUCCCUGCAACCAAAUGCUGGUGCUUCUGGAGAGUAUGCUGGACUGAUGGUUAUUCGUGCAUAUCAUCAGGCAAGAGGUGACCAUCACCGCGAUGUAUGCAUCAUACCGGUAUCAGCACAUGGAACAAAUCCCGCGAGUGCUGCCAUGUGUGGGAUGAAAAUCGUUGCUGUUGGGACUGAUGCGAAAGGGAACAUUAACAUUGAGGAAUUAAGGAAGGCUGCUGAGAAAAAUAAGGAUAACCUGGCUGCUCUGAUGGUUACGUAUCCUUCCACGCAUGGAGUCUAUGAGGAAGGCAUCGAUGAGAUAUGCAAGAUAAUUCAUGACAACGGUGGCCAAGUUUACAUGGAUGGAGCCAAUAUGAAUGCUCAGGUUGGUUUGACAAGCCCGGGUUUUAUUGGUGCCGAUGUUUGCCAUCUAAAUCUCCACAAGACAUUCUGCAUUCCUCACGGUGGAGGCGGUCCUGGCAUGGGUCCUAUUGGUGUGAAGAAGCAUUUGGCACCAUUUUUACCCUCACAUCCUGUGGUACCAACUGGAGGCAUCCCAUCCCCAGACAAGAGCCAGCCUCUUGGUGCUAUCUCAGCUGCACCUUGGGGUUCUGCUCUUAUCUUGCCGAUAUCAUAUACCUACAUUGCCAUGAUGGGCUCCCAGGGACUUACUGAUGCAUCAAAGAUAGCUAUAUUGAAUGCUAACUACAUGGCUAAGCGUUUAGAGAAGCACUACCCCGUUCUAUUCCGUGGUGUCAAUGGAACCGUUGCUCAUGAAUUCAUUAUCGACUUGAGGGGCUUUAAGAACACUGCUGGAAUAGAGGCCGAAGAUGUUGCUAAACGUCUUAUGGACUAUGGAUUUCACGGACCGACCAUGUCGUGGCCUGUCCCUGGCACGCUAAUGAUUGAGCCAACCGAAAGUGAGAGCAAGGCAGAGUUAGAUAGGUUCUGUGACACACUUAUCUCCAUCAGAGAAGAAAUUGCACAGAUCGAGAAAGGCAAGUUCGAUAUUAACAACAAUGUUCUUAAGAAUGCCCCUCAUCCUCCCUCGCUACUUAUGGCGGAUGCAUGGACAAAACCGUACUCUAGGGAGUAUGCUGCCUUCCCUGCUCAAUGGCUCAAGACUGCCAAAUUCUGGCCAACUACAGGGCGUGUGGACAACGUGUAUGGAGACCGAAACCUUAUUUGCACCCUUCUUCCGGUAUCACAGAUGGUGGAAGAUGAGGCUGCAGCUUCUGCUUAAACUCCUCCAUGAUGAAGCAAAGGUUUUCCUUCAAAGAAAGAAAAAGAAAAAAAAAAUUUGUCACUUCUUUUCUUGUAUAUACAAAUUACAUCUGAAAUACUCCCUAGUGAGCUUUGGCUGAUGUUUUCAAUAUUCCUAUUCCUGAUGAACAGCUGCUCUGUUAACUAUUUGUUGAUAAUUGCAGCUUUCAGUUGUUGUAUUUAUAACCCCUACACUUUUUUU